Messenger RNA from Mugil cephalus (flathead mullet), 945 nucleotides. It is a transcript of the gene mettl26, whose product is annotated as methyltransferase like 26. The coding region runs from base 154 to 774 and encodes 206 amino acids. The transcript is spliced from 6 exons. The record is from RefSeq and is a predicted model, not a curated record. NCBI's taxonomy places the organism in Eukaryota, Metazoa, Chordata, Actinopteri, Mugiliformes, Mugilidae.
AAUGCGGAAACGGGUCGAUUUUUUUGAGUCGAUAAAGCAAAACAUUCGGGGGUGGUGAGUGACUCAGUUUUUCGCCUACGCUGUUCGGAUGUGCUGGAGCUGUUUCAUAAGCUGUACCGGAUAAGUCGACAGUUGUUCUCGGGGUUUGGCACGAUGCUGAACGCCGCCGCCGCGGAGAGGAACAAGGAGCCCAUCCUGGCGGUGCUCCGGGAGAGUGUGAACACCGGGAGAGCCCUGCAGGCUCUGGAGAUCUCCUCCGGGACCGGACAGCAUGUCACACACUUCGCUCAGGCCUUGCGGAAUAUAACCUGGCAGCCCUCCGAGUAUGACCGCCAGUCUCUGGCCAGCAUAGAAGCGUACAGAGCUCACUACCAGCUGCCCAAUGUGAAGCCAGCCAUCCACCUGGACGCUUCUCAGCCCCAUCAGUACUGGGGAGGGAUCCAGCCAGAGAGCCUCGACCUGGUGCUCAACAUCAACAUGAUCCACAUUUCCCCCCUGGCUUGUACGGAGGGUUUAUUCAAAGGCGCCGGAGCAGUGUUGAAGCCGCAGGGUCUCCUAAUGACAUAUGGGCCCUACGCAGUGAAUGGUCAGAUCACUCCUCAAAGUAAUGUUGACUUUGACUACAGCCUACGGCAGAGGAACCCAGACUGGGGCCUCAGGGAUAUCUCGCUCCUCAAUUCUAUAGCACAAAGAAAUGGUUUAUUUCUGGAGAAAAUGGUCGACAUGCCAGCAAACAACAAAUGUCUUGUGUUCAGGAAGGAGAGUUUGGUGUAAAGUAUCAUCAUGUACCUUUUCUGAACAAAGAACCGCUUUGGAGCUGGAUGAUGGAAGCGCCUUAACUUAAACGUGAAGCCCAGAUACAUUUUUAAUAAAAUAAUUCGAACAGAGAAUAAUGUUUUCUCCAUAUUGUUAUACAAACUGGCAAUAAAAUAAGAUUUCAUCUGA